AUGAACGUGAACCAUUUCCUGGGUCCCAUGGGGGUGAAUGGUGCUCUCACCGAAGAAGGCCGAGCACAACUAGAAGGCAUCAUCGCACACCACCAGCAGAUUGUCGUCGAAAUUGAAGCUGAGGCAGCCAUAGCUCUGGAGGCGUUGAAAACUCUGACGAAGCAGCGAAACGAGGCACACGCGUGGUUGGCUUCCUUGAGCACCACUGUGGACAAAGGUUCGCUGCCCCAAGUCAUAAAACAUGAAGAGGCUCUCCUUGAAGAUAUUGACGAACGAAUGGUGCAUGUAGAAGGCGAACUCUAUUUCCUAGGUGGAUUGGAGUGCCAGGACGUCACAUAUCCUGGUAACUAUGAACCUUCCGACGAUGACAAACGUGAAAUCGAGCAAAACCGACGAGAACUGCGGCGGCUUUCGGAUGAUUAUAAAAACGUCUCAAAGCAGUUGGAUCUCCACCGGGACCAACUCUCGCCGAUACGCAAGGUUCCUCCACAGAUCAUUCGCCUCAUAUUCCUCUUCUGGGAUGUCGACAGACCUCGCCGUCGAACAGCAACCUAUGUGUCUCCGAAUGUUCUUACCAGUGUUUGUAUAGCCUGGAAGAACAUCGCACUGGGCACACCCGAGUUAUGGUCUUCGAUUUCAGUCGAGAUUCAAAGGGAAGUCGUCGAAGCAUGGUUGGAGCACUCUGGUUCCUGUCCUCUUUCAAUCUCCAUCGAAGAACGAGAUCCAUUCCUCCGCAGCAGUCGCGCUGGGUUUGACUACACUCUUCCCACCGCACCUACCGCCGAACCAGAAUCCGAGGAUCCCACCGAUUCAGUAGUUUUGUCCAUGUUCGAGGUCUUCAUCCCCCAUCACUCCCGAUGGCAGAAAGUCCGUAUAAGAUACAAAGACGCAUGGUCCGAGAAAACCGGGUUCGCUUCACUGCCCAAGGACACCUCUUUUCCCUUGCUCGAAGAACUAUACUUGGAGAAAAGUUACUGGCUGGAACAAGACGACGUGGAUCGCAUCACAUCAACGAUGCUCUCCGCACCACGACUUCAUUCCGUCAGUUGGCUGAGCCAGAAGCCAUUCACGAUGCUCACCUUUCCCUGGGCACAGCUCACGCACUUCUGGCUGGGCCACAUCAUAUCGAUGACUGAGGGUCUCCGCAUCAUCACAUCCUGCCCUCAGCUCACAUCUUUAGAGCUGACACUCAUUCUUCCUGUCCAAGUUACAUUCACAAACGGCUCUGACCCAAUUGUUCACAACAAUCUGCAACGUCUCCAUCUAAGCACAGCAGGCGACCUCGGAAUCCUCUUUGACAAGCUCACGCUACCAGCUCUGAAUGAUCUCUCGCUCUCUGAGGUCCACGGGUCCUUUCCCAACAUUACCCCCGUACACAUCAUUCACUGGCCACAAUCCCAGUUCCUUGCAUUCCUCCUUCGUUCUCACCAUCAAGCUGUGGGGAUGCAUUUCUGCCCAGGACGGGAGAGUGGCGGAUAUGGUUGA
Molecule: messenger RNA, 1485 nt
Organism: Laccaria bicolor S238N-H82
Lineage: Eukaryota; Fungi; Basidiomycota; Agaricomycetes; Agaricales; Hydnangiaceae
Exons: 3
Coding region: 1-1485 (494 amino acids)
Source: RefSeq, a predicted model, not a curated record